Molecule: messenger RNA, 866 nt
Organism: Photinus pyralis (common eastern firefly)
Lineage: Eukaryota; Metazoa; Arthropoda; Insecta; Coleoptera; Lampyridae
Exons: 2
Coding region: 82-669 (195 amino acids)
Source: RefSeq, a predicted model, not a curated record
GUAGGCGAUAAACAGUCGUUAUAAAAAAACGUCAAAUGCUUUUACCUUUAGUCUUGCGUUAGUCCACUGAACCACAUCGUAAUGCGAUUUUUUGCAGUUUUUAUUGGCAUUCUAAUUGUUCACUGUACCUUCGGUAGGCAGUGCCAGCAACGGAUUUCAGAAACCCUCGACAAUUGCAUGAAAAUUAUAUAUCCGGCACAUAGCGAAUUAUUCAGAAAUACGCCCUACAUGCCACAACUGUGUUUCAAAGGUAAACGAACUCCUCCGCAAGUAGUACGUGAGCAACUUAAUGAACGACGUAACUCUAACCAACAGAGUGUUAAGUACUUACUGGAUCGUCUUGAUGAUAUAUCGAGAGAUCAUACGAGGAAAAUAACAAGCGUUGAUAGCAGCGUUCAAGAGCGGUUUAUUGGCGUUCUUACGCCCUUUAAAAAUGUUGUACUAAGAGUGCAAAAAUGCGUGGAGAAACCUAACUCCUCGUGCGAGGAAAUUCAGAUGUGUUGCUCCGACGUGAAACGUAAAGAGGAUGCUCAAAGUAGUGUCAGUUUGCCGAACCUCAAGAGUUUGUUCAUCGAACGUAACACUGAGUUUGAUAAAAUAUGCAAGUCGACUAUGAACAGUAUUCGCGAUCUACAAAGAGAUCUAAAUUCUACGUUUGGUUUUAUAUAAUUGCUGUAAUUUUGGAUUGUUUUUAUGUUAGAUACUGUGAAAAUUGUACCCUGGAUCUUAUCUUGAUACAACCAUACUCUAAAUCAAAGAUAUUGAAUAAUAUUGACAAGCUUUUUAAUUUGUUUAUAGAAUACAACUACUUCAAUUAUUUUAUAACAUUCACUCCUUGAUACUUUAUACAAAGUUUGUACAGAACA